This is a messenger RNA of Mytilinidion resinicola, 2404 nucleotides long. RefSeq lists its product as uncharacterized. Gene Ontology annotation, molecular function: polyamine oxidase activity; L-amino-acid oxidase activity. Bases 1 to 1956 code for a protein of 651 amino acids. The transcript is spliced from 6 exons. The record is from RefSeq and is a predicted model, not a curated record. NCBI's taxonomy places the organism in Eukaryota, Fungi, Ascomycota, Dothideomycetes, Mytilinidiales, Mytilinidiaceae. Gene Ontology annotation, biological process: amino acid catabolic process.
AUGUCUACUCUUGUCAACCUUCCUCGUGCCGGCCUGCUUCCAGGCGACAACAAACUGACUGGAGAAGCUCCCACCAACCGCAAGGAACUCCAUGUCGGCAUUGUUGGAGCAGGAUGCGCGGGCCUCUUCACGGCUAUGACGCUCGACUUCAUCAAUAAGCGCCUGAAAAGAGAAGAUCUUGAAAUCACGUAUGAUAUCCUGGAAGCGGCUGAUGAAAGUCGAUUGGGCGGCAGGCUGUAUACACAUCACUUCAGCAAGGGCGACGUGCUCCCGCACGACUACUACGAUGUCGGCGCCAUGAGAUUUCCAGAGAACGAUGUGAUGAACAGGACAUUUCGCCUGUUCAAAUAUCUAGGCCUCACGAAGGAAAAUGGUGGCCUGGUUCCGUAUUACCUGGAAGACUACAAGAAAGUUUGCCCUACAUACUUCAACGACAUACGUUAUGUUGGGGGGCCUCUCAAUGGGGCGGAGGAUCCCUAUCGCGUCAAUGCCGACUACAAAGACGAUGAUCCCGAUGGGAUUCCCAAAGAACUCUUGACGCAGGAUCCUGGGAAACUGGUUGAAACUGCCAUCAAGCCAUUCGUAGACGCUUUGAAGGAAGACAUGGAUGGUACUCGAAGUGAUGAGGGUUGGAAGCUCCUAGAAUCAGCCGACUACAUGAGCACACGCCAAUUCUUCCGCUCCACUGACAUUGCGGACCUCCCACCGACUAUCAAGCCGCCUAUUAAGGGACCCGGCUACAACUUUAACACCACGGAGUGGCUUGAGACCUUUGCCUAUGCAACCGGAUGGUACAAUCAGUCUCUCGCAGAAACAGUCCUCGAAGGACUUGACUUUGGCAUCGAGGAGCCGACCUCCAUAGACAAUACCAAAUGGCUCUGCGUCGAGGGCGGAACCCAAAAAGUAGCCCGGCUCAUGGCUGACAAGUUGGUCAAGAAGCCCGAGUUGAACAGACAAGUGACGAAAAUCUCGACAGACCCAAAGGGAACCAUCACUUUGACAAUCAAACACGCCGACGAACCAUCUGCUCCGACCGAGACCCGUGACUACUUCGCAGUAUUCAACUCGACUACUCUCGGGGCGCUCCAGCGCAUGGACCUCAAGGACGCGGGAUUGCGCUAUGGCACCAAACAAGCCAUUCGUUCGCUAGGCUAUGGCGCUUCUUGCAAAGUUGGAAUGAAGUUCAAGAAAGCUUGGUGGAUGAAGGAACCUCACAACAUUAACAAAGGCGGAAUUGCAAAGACGGACCGCCCGACUCGUGUCUGCGUGUAUCCAUCUUACAAUAUAAACGACGACUACGACAAACCGGCCGUGCUACUUUGCAGCUACACCUGGGCCCAGGAUGCGCAAAGAAUCGGAACCUUGAUAUCCAAUCCUACCAACUCCAAGCACGAAACAGAGCUGAAGGAGCUUCUGCUCAACGACCUCGCGCUUCUGCAUUCCACUCCUGACACCUACAAAGCGUUACGAGCGGAACUCGAGGAACUCUACGAUGAUCACCACGCCUGGGACUGGUACAACGACCCCAACAUGUCUGGCGCCUUCGCCUACUUCGGCCCCGGCCAGUUCUCUAACAUGUGGCCCGAGAUCAUUCAGCAAAACGGCUGGCUCUUCCUCGUCGGGGAAGCUGCGUCUGCUCACCACGCAUGGAUUGUUGGUGCUCUGGAAAGUGCUAUCAGAGGCGUGUACCAGAUGCUCGAUGCACUCUUACUCCAGAACCCGGAGUACGAGCCGUACAGGGAUGCGAUGAAGCUGCUGCAGGAUCCCUACAUAGAGGAUGAUCUGCCAUUUGGGCCACUGCCGUUGGAGAUUCCGAAAAGGCAGGCUGGUGAGGACAGGAAAGCGCCGAAGACGGAUGUGCCGGAGAAGGGAGUGUCGCUUACCUUCACUUCGGCGCAGGUCUUACUUAGCUUCUUGGAGAAGACAGUAGAGGAGGCGGAGGCGAAGGUAGCUUGAUUGCAAGUGCGCACGCUAGACGGGAAAAAAGUGGCACACUCAAGCAUUUCAACACCGUCUGAGGUGGCCCGGUGAGCUAUCAGAAAUGCCAGGACUAGUAUUCUACGAAUAAUAAUAACAUACUAGAGGACCUCAAGCGGUGCUAAACAAGCAUACACAAGCAUAGUAAUAGUGUAUAUGUAGUUUAUAGGUUUAUAGACUACCACGUUCUGUUAACACUCACUAACCAUGCUGUCUUAUAGGUGCACCUGUCUACCACUGCUUAAAGUGCUUCAACAAGUUUCUAUAUGGCGGAGAGUGAAGAGUUUCUAUCCUGUUUAGAUUUCCGAAAAUGUAUUAAAGCACCCCAAGCAGUGGCAGACAGGUGUACCCACGAGACAGCUUGUCCUAGAGUUAGAGUGCCACCUUUCUCAUGCCCGGUGUGGUGCGAUGCGGUGUUCCAUGGUGC